Messenger RNA from Neltuma alba, 348 nucleotides. RefSeq lists its product as uncharacterized. The record is from RefSeq and is a predicted model, not a curated record. The transcript has a single exon. Lineage: Eukaryota; Viridiplantae; Streptophyta; Magnoliopsida; Fabales; Fabaceae. The coding region runs from base 1 to 348 and encodes 115 amino acids.
AUGACCGGGAUCCCUUGUUCCCAUGCUUAUGCUGCCGUCAAGAUUGUGCACGGCAAUAUUUAUGAUUAUGUUGAUAAUUGCUAUAAAAAGUCAUCACAAGAAAAGAUUUAUGCUCCCAGUAUGAUUCUUGUGGUAAUAACAGACAUGCCUCGCCCAAAUGACUACUAUAGAAUAGAAAAUGUCAGUGAGCAAGUUUUCUUGCUACCUCCCAUUACAUCUCGACCACCAAGAAGGCCAAAAGUAAACAGGGAUGAAUCACAGUUCCAGAACAAACGGAUAUACCAAUGUGGAAGAUGCCACCAACCUCGACACACAAGCAGGAAUUGCAGAAAUCCUAACCAAUCAUGA